This is a messenger RNA of Ochotona princeps (American pika), 3385 nucleotides long. It is a transcript of the gene FER, whose product is annotated as FER tyrosine kinase. NCBI's taxonomy places the organism in Eukaryota, Metazoa, Chordata, Mammalia, Lagomorpha, Ochotonidae. The transcript is spliced from 19 exons. Bases 203 to 2671 code for a protein of 822 amino acids. Gene Ontology annotation, molecular function: non-membrane spanning protein tyrosine kinase activity; ATP binding. Gene Ontology annotation, biological process: chemotaxis; regulation of mast cell degranulation; Fc-epsilon receptor signaling pathway. The record is from RefSeq and is a predicted model, not a curated record.
AUUGGAUAAGGCCCGGAGACCGGAGUGCGGCAGCAUUGGCUGCAGUGGAUCGUGGCAGCUGCGCCCAUUGGCUGAGGCGGCCCCCGUGACGCGGGGUGGCGACCGGCUCCCCGGGUCUGAGGGGCUCCUGCUUGUCAGGUUCUAGAUAUGUGCUGAUUAGAAGGCUCAGUUGUAUAUUAAGGACAAGCAGUGCCUUACAAACAUGGGGUUUGGGACUGACCUGAAGAAUUCACAUGAAGCUGUGUUAAAAUUGCAAGAUUGGGAACUACGGUUACUGGAAACAGUGAAGAAAUUUAUGGCUUUGAGAAUAAAAAGUGAUAAAGAAUAUGCAUCUACUUUACAGAACCUUUGUAAUCAAGUCGAUAAGGAAAGUACUGUCCAAAUGAGUUAUGUCAGCAAUGUAUCUAAGUCUUGGCUACUUAUGAUUCAUCACACAGAACAGCUUAGCAGGAUAAUGAAGACACAUGCGGAGGACCUGAACUCGGGGCCCUUACACAGACUCACCAUGAUGAUCAAGGACAAGCAGCAGGUAAAGAAGAGUUACCUGGGCGUUCAUCAGCAGAUGGAGGCAGACAUGAUCAAGGUUACAAAAACAGAAUUGGAGAAAUUAAAAUCCAGCUAUAGACAAUUAAUUAAAGAAAUGAACUCUGCCAAAGAAAAAUAUAAAGAAGCUUUAGCUAAAGGGAAGGAAACAGAUAAGGCCAAGGAACGGUAUGACAAAGCCACCAUGAAGCUGCAUAUGCUGCAUAACCAGUAUGUGUUGGCAUUGAAAGGGGCGCAGCUUCAUCAGAAUCAGUAUUAUGAUACCACACUUCCUCUGCUGCUGGACUCCGUACAGAAGAUGCAAGAAGAAAUGCUAAAAGCACUGAAAGGUAUAUUUGAUGAAUACAGCCAGAUAACCAGUCUUGUUACAGAGGAAAUAGUGAAUGUUCAUAAAGAAAUUCAGUUGUCUGUUGAACAGAUAGAUCCUAGUACAGAAUACAAUAAUUUCAUAGAUGUUCACAGAACAACAGCUGCUAAAGAACAAGAAAUUGAGUUUGAUACUUCGUUAUUAGAAGAAAAUGAAAACCUUCAGGCAAAUGAGAUCAUGUGGAAUAAUUUAACAGCAGAAAGUUUACAAGUAAUGUUGAAAACUUUAGCAGAAGAACUUAUGCAGACACAGCAGAUGCUUUUAAACAAGGAGGAGGCUGUCCUGGAGCUACAGAAUAGGAUUGAAGAAUCUUCCAAGACCUGUGAAAAGAAGUCUGAUAUUGUGCUUCUGCUAAGCCAAAAACAGACGCUGGAAGAACUGAAACAGUCAGUCCAGCAGCUGAGAUGCACUGAGGCAAAGUUUGCAGCACAGAAAGAAUUACUGGAACAAAAAGUACAAGAAAAUGAUGGGAAAGAGCCGCCUCCAGUAAUAAAUUAUGAAGAAGAUGCGCGGUCGGUUACCUCUAUGGAGAGAAAGGAGAGGCUAUCCAAAUUUGAAUCUAUUCGUCAUUCCAUUGCUGGAAUAAUUAGGUCUCCAAAAUCUGCACUGGGCUCUUCAGCAUUCUCUGAUGUGAUCUCCUUAAGUGAGAAGCCCCUGGCUGAACAAGACUGGUACCAUGGUGCAAUUCCUAGAAUAGAAGCCCAAGAACUUUUGAAACAACAAGGGGACUUCUUGGUGCGAGAGAGUCAUGGGAAACCUGGUGAAUAUGUCCUUUCUGUAUAUUCUGAUGGACAAAGGAGACACUUUAUCAUACAAUUUGUUGAUAAUCUCUAUAGAUUUGAGGGCACUGGGUUUGUAAACAUCCCUCAACUUAUAGAUCAUCACUACACGACAAAACAAGUCAUCACUAAGAAAUCGGGUGUAGUUCUGCUGAAUCCUAUUCCCAAGGAUAAGAAAUGGAUUCUCAAUCAUGAAGAUGUCAUAUUGGGAGAAUUACUGGGCAAGGGAAAUUUUGGUGAAGUAUAUAAGGGCACAUUAAAGGAUAAAACUCCUGUGGCUGUUAAAACUUGCAAAGAAGAUCUUCCUCAGGAAUUGAAAAUAAAAUUUUUACAAGAAGCAAAAAUUCUCAAGCAAUAUGAUCAUCCCAAUAUUGUCAAACUUAUAGGAGUUUGCACACAAAGACAGCCUGUCUAUAUCAUUAUGGAACUGGUUCCAGGAGGUGAUUUUCUCUCCUUUCUGAGAAAGAAGAAGGAUGAAUUAAAACUGAAACAGUUAGUGAAAUUUUCAUUAGAUGCUGCUUCGGGCAUGUUGUAUUUGGAGAGUAAAAACUGCAUACACAGGGACCUUGCAGCAAGAAACUGCCUGGUUGGUGAAAAUAACAUCCUGAAAAUCAGUGACUUUGGAAUGUCUCGUCAGGAGGAUGGUGGCGUCUAUUCGUCUUCUGGCUUGAAGCAGAUUCCCAUUAAGUGGACAGCUCCAGAAGCUCUUAAUUAUGGGAGAUACAGUUCUGAGAGUGACGUGUGGAGCUUUGGCAUCCUGCUGUGGGAGACCUUCAGCUUAGGCGUCUGUCCCUACCCUGGAAUGACCAAUCAACAAGCACGAGAACAAGUCGAAAGAGGAUAUCGCAUGUCAGCCCCCCAGCACUGUCCAGAAGACAUCGCCAAAAUCAUGAUGAAGUGUUGGGAUUAUAAGCCUGAGAACCGCCCUAAAUUCAGUGAACUUCAGAAAGAGCUCACCAUCAUCAAGAAGAAAAUCACAUAGGGACAGGCCAGGCCCGGCUCGGCCUUCAGGAGCCCGUCCUCCCCAGGGAAGCGCUGCGGUUCACAUUAACAAGCAGCUGAUUCCGUGUUCCCUGCAGCCGGCUUCUAAGGUCAUUGUCUUUUAUUAACUAGAUUUCUAAAAAUACGUUCCACUCUAAACAAUGUCAGAAGCAAAUCUAUCCCAGAAGCAGCCCUCCUACCAAGGGCUUUCUUAGCUAGCCACCGCCAGCCUGCCACUUGGGGCCACUGUAAACAGAGCACAGGCUCUGGGCGUGGGAAGGACGAGAGGUCCGCCUUUGCACACCCAGGUCAGCUUGCGCCUCUCAGCGGAGUUCUACUUUGGGCACAGUUUGUGGGCCACCAGGCUCCAUCACAGACCCUCCUCGGUUGGUGCUGUAAGCCGCAUUGGGCCUGCCCGGUUUGCUGGAUGUGGUCCCACCACAGUUGGGCUCGUGAUCUGCCAAAGCAAGAUUCUCUCUGUAAGCGUAAUAUUGGGAAUUAUUUGGACCUCCUAGAGUUUUUCUUUGUUUUCCUGCCAGAAAUAGAAGCCCAGUGUGAAACUCCCCAUGCUCCCAUAUCCUUAGUAAGGUUGUCUUCCCUCUCUGUUGCCUGGGCAUCAAAACCCAGUGUGGCAAAUGGCCACAGCUGCUCGGCAAAGUGGCACAGAAUACAGGGAUGGCAGGUGGCAAGCCGGCGUGGCGGGGGCUGUGCAGAG